AUGGACGACCUCCCGAUCAUCGAGCUGCCGGAGCACUACCGCAUCGACGGUGAAAAACUUGGGAUGGCGCUCGCACACUGCGUCGCCGCGCGUGAGGAGGCAGAAGCCCGGUGUCAGGCCCUUGUUCUUGUCUUCCACCCGGCCUACGGUGGCCCUUCGACACUAGAGCUUCGCGUCGACGCGCGCAUCCAAGAUGUCCUCCAGCAGCUACAGCACUGGGCUCAAGAACAAGCUCGAGCUUUAGCAGAGGCUCAAUUGACCGAUCAAGCAGCGCUACCUCAACUCAUGGAGCGGCGAAUGGACGCUGCUCUCCAGCAGAUUGAGCAGAAGGCCAGCUUGCGUACUGAUCGUCACAUUCAGGUCAUGCGCGAAAACAUGCACAAGUACGUGGAGGAUCGUUUCCAGGAAGCCAUUCGGGGCUCGGACGACAACGCAUUGGCGCUCGUACGAGGAGAGCUGAAAAUUCGCCGUGCGGAUCACCAUGACUCCAUCGCACGGUCCGAAGCACGGGUUGUCGAGUUGGUCCGAGGGAUCCUGAACCAGUACGACAGCGCUACAAGGGUCCGUCAAGAAUAG
Phytophthora nicotianae INRA-310 is the source of this 576-nucleotide messenger RNA. RefSeq lists its product as hypothetical. The transcript is spliced from 2 exons. The record is from RefSeq and is a predicted model, not a curated record. Lineage: Eukaryota; Oomycota; Peronosporomycetes; Peronosporales; Peronosporaceae. The coding region runs from base 1 to 576 and encodes 191 amino acids.